Messenger RNA from Austrofundulus limnaeus, 475 nucleotides. RefSeq names its product C-type lectin domain family 10 member A-like. The transcript has 5 exons. NCBI's taxonomy places the organism in Eukaryota, Metazoa, Chordata, Actinopteri, Cyprinodontiformes, Rivulidae. The record is from RefSeq and is a predicted model, not a curated record. Bases 1 to 471 code for a protein of 156 amino acids.
AUGGAAUCUCAGUACCGCCACUUUGGAGAAUCUGAUGGCAGAGAGUCUAAUAUCUCCACACAGACAGGAAUAAAAAGAUUAGUGCCUUACAUCCUUUACAGCAUCCUGGRGCUGCUGCUGCUGGUUCUGCUGCUGAAAGCAGAGGAGCUGUGCAGGUCACACACAGGACACCUGCUGGUUCUCAACAACGUGGAGGAACUGGAUUUCAUUUCGAGAAUAGUCAWAAUCACAUACUCUUACUGGAUUGGACUCGUGGAGCGACAGCAGGAGGGCCACUGGAGCUGGGUGGACGGAACUGACUUUAAAUCAACCCCAAAAUUCUGGGACGUAGGUCAACCAGAUGACUGGGACCUGAGAGAGAGCGGAGAGGACUGCGGGCAGCUUCACGAAUCUACCAGACGCAAGCGCAAGGUGUGGAACGAUGCCGACUGUAGCCUGGAGUACAGGUACAUCUGUGAAGCCCAGGCCUGAAAGA